Ostrea edulis (European flat oyster) is the source of this 2358-nucleotide messenger RNA. RefSeq lists its product as uncharacterized. The transcript has 3 exons. Lineage: Eukaryota; Metazoa; Mollusca; Bivalvia; Ostreida; Ostreidae. The record is from RefSeq and is a predicted model, not a curated record. The coding region runs from base 246 to 1676 and encodes 476 amino acids. Gene Ontology annotation, molecular function: protein binding.
AUCGAUAGAUCAAUCAAUGUUAAAAAUGGAAACAUAUAUUUUAUGCUUUAUAAGGUCUUCCACUAGCAAUCAUUAAUCCAUUAUUGAAAUCCAAACACUUUAAAGCGCCGUGUAUCGGCUGGCGGGCAGAAAUCGGCUUCAGUGUUUGGAUGAUGACGUCAGUCGCACAGAGAGCCUAGAGUAAGCGGCUCCGGAGUAAGUGACCGAUAAAGACCUGGCAGGGAUGCAGCGGUACAUGUAUUGAAAUGGCAGUGGACUUAUUUAGACUAGUUCAAAAUGGAUGUACCGCACGACAGUUACGUUUGGUCACGGAAAAUGGCUGUGACGUCAACGUGUCCAACGAAGACAACGAAACUUUGCUCAUGUUCACCAUGGCGAAUUCCCGCGCUCCUGGGGAGAGGAAGGCGGAGCUCGUCCGAGCACUUGUACAGCGGGGUGCUGACGUUAACGCAAGAAACGCCAAAGGCCAAACGACGUUUAUGUAUGCAUGCAUCAUGAACCAAGUCAACCCGCUCAAAGUUCUACUGGAACAGGCCGAUAUAAAUGUGAACAUACAAGAACGGGAUGGGAACACGGGACUGAUGUACGCAUGCUCGAUCGGAAAUGAACAAGUUGUGGAGGUCUUACUGGAGGCGCACUACCAAAAAAGAAUUAAUAUUCUGUUUGACCUUAUGAACUCUAGGGGCCAGACAGCUCUUGACUGUGCACAAACUAUGCACCGUGAAAAGAUUCUGAAAGUAUUCUCUAAUUAUGCCAUAUCAACCGACAGCAGAUUUAAACCAACUGUUUUAAAACCCAAAAGGGAACCGUCAUCAAGGAGCAGGAAACACAUCACAGGGGGAAGGUCAAAGAGGUCAAAUGUGACCUCGACUUUGGCAGCCUCAGAUACCGAGGAUGAAUUAGAGGAAUUUGGCAAACUUGUCCGCACAAUGCGUGAAUGCGCAGCGGAAGUUAAACAGUUAUGUUACGACCAGAAUAUUUCGUACGAUAGUAAUGGGAAAGCGAAGACUUCAAAAUCACAUAAAACAAAUAGACAGAAAAUGGAGAACAAGACACUGAACACGCCGCGUAUAGAGAUCCAUCCUGAUUCAGAGAAUAAGCAGAACAAUUCUGUAAAGUUGGACACUGCUGCUACUUCUCGAGCAUCUUCGCGGUCAGAGAAAAAGAGAGACGCGAAAACACGAGUUUCUAACCAAACGAUCUCUCAGAAUGUUCCCCAUCUGGAACUCCCAAGCGGAGAUGUAACUUCAUGUGAAACGCCAGUAUUAUCCGACAGUGCCAGUGUCUACAAAAAGAAAAGUAAAAGGAACACAUACAACUCCGCAACAAAACAUAGUGCCAGAUUUCGAGACUUUUCAGUGGACACUAUGUUUUCGAAGGGAGAAUCAGUACAGCUACACAGUCGUGAGUCAACUGUUACACACCGCUCCGCCACCAGCCCUGCCGUCCUAGAGUCCGCUUUCAGGGAUCCAUGGUCUACCUAUGGCGAUCCGCUCCCUGGGAUACAAAAUUCGCCAUCGUCCCGGGACCCUCUGUAUCUGCCUCCUUUACAUGCAGGUCAGGGAGGCGAAACAAACGAGGGUGUUUUAAAACCGGGAAAGGCCAAGAACUUGGAUAAAGACAUUUGGCAACUACGAGAGGGUCCCCCGGCGUCGCGUGAAAAUCCGAAUCGGUAGAAAAAAAUACUGGUCAUUGAACACCGCUUGGGUAUUGCACUUGAAAAAAAGUAUUGAAAUUGAUUUUCUAGUUACGUUAGUUGUGUGGUGAUAUUUUUUUUUUUCAUAUUCUCGUCUCGAACUCUUGAAGAUUUGCCUAUAAUCAAUACUUACCCCUGCCAUUUCCAUAAAGCUAUUGAUUCUAAUCACUGAACGUCGAAUUAACACUGAUUGACAAAUUCUGGGCAAUUCUUACCAAAAAUGCUAAUCACAGAGUUUGUGUUUUAAACAGAAAAGGAACACAUAGAAUGUUAAUUAGUAGUUUAGGGUACCUAUUUGUAGAAUUCAAUGAAAUUGAAGCCAUUGGUUUCUAAUUUCAGAAAAACUUCCAUAAUAUAGGCUCAUAGCAGACGUCAUUCCUUGUAUAAUUGGUCAUUGAUCCGGGUAUUUCAAUAAAUGGUUUGUUUCACGAAGUAAAAUAUGUCGUAAUGCAAUACACAAAUUUUGCCAAUGUUCAACGAGUUCAAUACUAAGUCAACAUCGAGUCAUUGAUUCAGAGUCUUAGACACCGUGGAAUUAAAGGCAAAUAACACUGUUUAAUUAUACAUACUGGGUGUAUGCUCUGUACAUGUAGAUUAAUAUUUAACUUGUUAUGCGUUCGUUGAUGCUGUGACCUGUUACCAAUAAAGAUUGUUAAGUAACC